CAGCCAUCAGUCCCAUCACAGAAGAAAUUGGGGUUUUCCCUUUUCCCUCCCAAUUUCAGAUUUCAACCCUAAAAUUUGUUCCCCUUUCGCGCCAGCUUUUGCAAAUCCCAAAUUUCCCCCAAUUUCUUUAACCAUUCCAUUCUUUCCUUCUGCUGUCCCACAUCAACACUUUAUAUAUUUCUAUUUCUGUAUGUGAUCUUUGUCUUUUCCCAUUCACUUCAAUAUAUUCCUUCAAUAUUCCAGAUACGGUUAACGCCAUGCCACGCGGAAGGAAGCGUCAGAGGCCGGAGAGAUCGCCGGGAAUCUCUGAGAGGUUGCCGGAACGUGUAGAAAAAGCGGAGGGGGAUGGAAAAGAGGACGGUUCUGGUGAUAAUAAGGACGGUGGGUGUGAACCAGUCGUGGAGGAUGCGGAGGGGGAAUACGAGGAAGUUAGGGAUUUGGAAGUGGGGAAGGUAGAGAAUGGAGAGAGCUGUGACAAUAUGGGUUUGGAUUUUGAGAAAGAGGGCGAUGAUAGAUUCUCAACAGACGAGAAAGUUCAAGAGAGCGGUGGCGAUACUUUGAAAAAGAGGCUGAGGCGUGUUCCUAAGAAGGUUUAUUAUGAUGAAGAAGAAGGAGAGGAGGAUGAUGGGUCUUUGUCCAAGAGGUCUGGACGAAAGCGUAGAAAGAAGGGAAGAACUUCAAAAAGAGGAGGUGAAGAAGAUACUAACAAUCAGAAAGAGGAUGAUAAUCAAGAGGUUGAAAAGCACGAGAAAGAUGAUAACAGUGAUGCUAUUAGUGCUGAUGAUAAAAAGGUUGCAGUAAAGAAGCGUGGUAGAAGGGGUAGGCAGAAGGGUAAGGUCCCAAAAAUCCAACACAAUGAAGGUAAAGAUGUUAAUGGUGCAGUUCCAGAAGUUGAGGGAGAAGAGGGAAGCGAUGAUUUGGGGGAGGAUAGUACAAAUAAAGAGACUCCGCAUAAGGCAAGGGAGGGUAAGGGUAAGGAAGAAGAGAAGGCUUCUUCGUCAAUGAGCAUGAGGUUCGGUUAUUCACUUAGGGCCUCAAAGCCUUCCACAGUGGAAGAAACAUCAAGAAAUGGAACAAAGAGUGAUCCUGAGGCUAGCCAUCGUCUGAAAGAAGAAUCAUUAAUGUGUCAUCAGUGUCAGAGGAAUGAUAAGGGCAGGGUUGUGAGAUGCAAAAAAUGCAAGCGGAAACGAUAUUGCGUCCCUUGUAUAACUACCUGGUAUCCCAAGACUUCAGAGGAUGACAUUGCUGAAGCCUGCCCAGUUUGUCGGUAUAACUGCAAUUGUAAGGCAUGCUUGCGCAAGGAUGGACCUCUCAAGAAUAAAAACCUAAUGCUUGAGUUUUCAAAGCAUGAGAAAGAUCAGCAUUCUAAGUACUUGCUUCAGGCAGUUCUCCCUUACAUUAAACAAUUUAGUGAAGAACAAAUAACAGAGAAGGAGGUAGAGGCCAAAAUUCGUGGGUCAUCACCAUCAGACAUACAUCCCCAGCAGGCAUUUUGCUCUCCCAAAGAGCGUGUUUAUUGUGACAACUGCAGAACUUCAAUUGUUGACUUUCAUAGAAGCUGUCCUAAAUGCACAUAUGAUCUCUGCCUUAUUUGCUGCCGUGAACUCCGUGAUGGCUGCUUACAGGGUAGUCAAAAGGAAGUAAUCAUGCAAUAUGUUGACAGUGGAUUUGAUUACUUGCAUGGUAAACUUCCACCCUUAAAAAAGGAUAAUUGUGAUGACUUACCUUCAAAAAUUAAUGAUGAAAAACAUGUAAGUGAAAUAUAUCUGUGGAAGGCAAAUGAAAAUGGCAGCAUUCCUUGCCCCUCAAAGGACUUUGGUGGUUGUGGUGAUGGCCUUUUAGAGUUGAGGUGCAUGUUUGAAGAAAAUGCUGUUGUUGAGUUGGUAGGAAAGGCAGAGAGAAUUGCCAUGGCUCUCGAUCUGAAACAGAUGUCUGAGUCUCUUAAGCAGCAGUGUUCUUGUUACAACUCUGUGGGUGAAAUUGAUGUUGAAAAUAAUAAGUUAAGGAAAGCAGCUUCACGAGAAAAUUUGAAUGACAACUAUUUAUAUUGCCCAACAGUUAUGGAUAUUCAGAAUGGAGAUCUGGAGCAUUUCCAAAAACACUGGGCUAAAGGUGAGCCUAUUAUUGUCAGUGAUGUGCUUGACAAUGCUUCUGGUUUGAGCUGGGAGCCGAUGGUUAUGUGGCGUGCUUGUCGUCAGAUUUCAAAUAUCAAGCAUGGUCAACACCUGGAUGAGAAGGCCAUUCAUUGCUUAGACUGUUGUGAGGUUGAAAUCAACAUUCACCAAUUCUUUAAAGGGUAUACGGAUGGUAUGUCUGAUAGAGUGUCAUGGCCAACACUACUGAAAUUGAAAGACUGGCCCCCAUCUGAUAAAUUUGAAAAACGACUUCCACGCCACUAUGAUGAGUUUGUUUAUUGUUUGCCAUUUAAGGAGUAUACACAUCCUCAGUAUGGUGCUCUGAAUCUUUAUACUAAAUUGCCUGAAAAUUCUCUAAAGCCAGACAUGGGGCCUAAGACUUAUAUUGCUUAUGGAGUUCCUCAAGAGCUUGGGCGAGGGGAUUCUGUCACUAAGCUUCACUGUGAUAUGUCUGAUGCGGUGAAUGUUCUGACACAUACUGCUGAAGUGAAACUUCCAGCUAAACAUCUUGAAAUCAUAAAGAAUUUGAAAAAAAGGCAUCAUGCACAGGAUCAGAAAGAGUUUUUUGGAAUUGAUGUAGAGGUUGAAAUGACGAAGCCCACUGAUCAAGCUGAUGGCAACCCUACCAGUGAUAAUCAAUCUGGUGAUGAAGGUGGUAGCCAAGAGAAUGGUGAAGAUGAUAAAGUUUCUGAACAAAUGUUUGCGGGAUCAGAAGUUGCUGAUGGAGGUGCUGUCUGGGACAUUUUCCGGAAAGAAGAUGUUCCUAAGCUGCAAUGUUAUCUUAAGAAGCAUUUUAGGGAGUUCAGGCAUAUUCAUUGUAAUCCAAUAUCACAGGUUGUUCACCCUAUACAUGAUCAGACAUUUUUCCUUACUAUGGAGCAUAAAGCCAAGCUUAAGGAGGAAUAUGGAAUCGAACCGUGGACUUUUAUUCAGAAAGUUGGGGAUGCUGUGUUUAUUCCUGCAGGCUGUCCCCAUCAAGUAAGGAAUGUUAAGUCAUGCAUAAAGGUUGCACUUGAUUUUGUUUCACCUGAGAACCUUGGUGACUGCUUUCGUAUAACAGAAGAAUUUCGUGUACUUCCACACAAUCAUAGGGCUAAAGAGGACAAACUGGAGGUGAAGAAAACAACACUGCAUGCACUUUGUGAGGCUGCGAAUUAUUUAGAUCAAAACACUAAGGUUGAGCUUAAACUUCGGGGCAAGGAGAAAAAUGGUUGAGCUUAAUCUUCCACUCUGGUGUAGGCAUUGUUGGGUCUUUUGUUCAGGGUAUUUAAUUUACAUAUGUAAAAGAUGGAUCUUCUCAGCACAAUUUUGUGUGGCUGCAACUACUAAUCUAUUGGCAAGUGAUUUGGGACAAUAGUUUUGAUGUAAUAUUGAAUUGCCAAAGUGCUGAGUUGGUAUCUGUAUCUGUACUGGUAAUUCUCAAGUAAGAGUAGGCAAAGGGAUUUAUUUAAUUAGUUUUUGGUCUCAGCGUGGCAUAUAUCUUUUUAAUUGAUUCAAAAUUAAGAGGGGAGAGGGAAGCUUGCUGUAAAGAUCUCAUUUGCCAUUUCUUCUCCAAACUUGAUGUGAAAAAUAUGUCAUUUUACUUUCACACGAAAAUCAAAAUGCAGGAGCGUU
Molecule: messenger RNA, 3749 nt
Organism: Rubroshorea leprosula
Lineage: Eukaryota; Viridiplantae; Streptophyta; Magnoliopsida; Malvales; Dipterocarpaceae
Source: the annotation of a GenBank genome assembly